AUGUUCCAUCUGAUGAAAGGCUUGUAUCUUUACGCAACCAGCAAAGAAGAAUACUCCAUCCUUCUCCUCGGCCUCGACAACGCCGGCAAGACAACUCUCCUCGAACAGAUAAAAGCCGUCAACUCGAACAAUCCCCACCCGAAACUCAAGACCGUGCCGACCGUAGGCCAGAAUGUCUCAACCAUCACCCUGCCGGAUAUGUACCUCAAGAUCUGGGAUGUCGGCGGCCAGCACUCGCUGCGCGGCCUUUGGCAGAGCUAUUACGCCUCGUGCCAUGCAAUUGUCUUCGUGAUCGAUAGCACGGAUAUCGGCGACGCCGAUCUCGAGAACCUGGUGGAUGGCAGGGAAGACGACACAGACGGUCGCUUGCAGGAGUGUCGCUUGGUGCUCGAAGAUGUGCUGCAGCACGAAGAAACGGAGGGCGUCCCGUUGCUGGUGCUGGCAAAUAAGCAGGAUCGCGAGGACUGCGUGGAGACGGUAAAAAUCAAGGAGGGCUUGGUGCGCAAGGUUUUUGAGGGCGGCAAGGGAGGGAGCAUCAGGGACAGCCGUGUUCUGCCUUGCAGUGCAUUGACAGGGUCUGGUGUUAAAGAGGCGGUCGACUGGCUGUGUAGUAGGGUAAAAUGGAACAAGGAAGGAAGACCACCUGUCAUGCGGUGA
Molecule: messenger RNA, 657 nt
Organism: Diplodia corticola
Lineage: Eukaryota; Fungi; Ascomycota; Dothideomycetes; Botryosphaeriales; Botryosphaeriaceae
Product: adp-ribosylation factor family protein
Exons: 2
Coding region: 1-657 (218 amino acids)
Biological process (GO): protein localization to organelle; intracellular protein transport; Golgi to plasma membrane protein transport
Cellular component (GO): Golgi apparatus
Molecular function (GO): GTPase activity; GTP binding
Source: RefSeq, a predicted model, not a curated record